AUGCUACUAAUGACGGUGAUCCCCGUGGUGAUCUUUCUGUGCUACUUCGAAUCGGACGCGUCGGACAUUCUGAACGACGCGCACGUUUACCGAUCGUUUGCCGCGUACGAGGUCGUGCCAGAUGUUAUCGAUGAAGCACCGGACUGCUGGGCCAGAGUGUCGUUCAAAAGUGGCCGCCAGGCGGAGGGUGGCAAUCGGCUAACGCCCACCCAAAUCCGCAACCCACCGUUAGUGACGUGGAACUCGAACGAGCGCGCCCUCUACACACUGAUCAUGACGGAUCCGGAUGUUCCGUCUCGGGAUGACCCUCGCUUCCGGGAGUACAUACACUGGGCAGUCGGCAACAUUCCGGGCAACGACAUCGACCGGGGGGAUUUGCUGGUGGAGUAUCUGGGCGCCAUCACUGCACGCGGUACGGGUCUGCAUCGGUUCGUCCUGCUGGUUUUCGAACACCUACAGAAGCUGGACUUUUCUCCCGAGCCGAGGAUCUCAAGCCGGUGCGGAACGGUUCGGCGCUACUUCUCGACGCGGAACUUUACGCGCAAGUACGAGCUGACCAACCUUUACGCGGGUAACUUUUUCCAGACGCACUACGACGAGUAUGUGCCCACCCUGCAGGCGCAACUGCGAGAAUGUGAGGAUGAAAGUUCGCUGAACGAACUGAACGGAUCGCGUGCCAACGGUACCGUUUUUGGAGGAACGUGA
Molecule: messenger RNA, 705 nt
Organism: Anopheles bellator
Lineage: Eukaryota; Metazoa; Arthropoda; Insecta; Diptera; Culicidae
Product: protein D3-like
Exons: 2
Coding region: 1-705 (234 amino acids)
Source: RefSeq, a predicted model, not a curated record